Molecule: messenger RNA, 3261 nt
Organism: Biomphalaria glabrata
Lineage: Eukaryota; Metazoa; Mollusca; Gastropoda; Planorbidae
Product: stAR-related lipid transfer protein 3-like
Exons: 14
Coding region: 629-2233 (534 amino acids)
Molecular function (GO): lipid binding
Source: RefSeq, a predicted model, not a curated record
UAGGAUCACUACCCAACAGAUCAUGUGCUGAUGGUCGCUGUGUUCUAAUAAUAUUCAUCGCGACUCAUCCAUGUAUGUUGCGUGAAUCAGGCCCUGGAAAAUAACGUUCCCAUUAGCCCACUUUACACAUUGUUUUCUUUCUGUAUUGGAUAUGGCACCUAGAAGUCUGUACUGCAUACGUUCUGGUCGCGGCAACUUUCACUUCUUCAUUCGAGAGAACGUACGGAACGUGUACAUUUGGCGACUAGGUGUUUCAGUUUGAAGGUGUUUAAAGCUUGAGGGUGUUUCAGUUUGAAGAUGUUUAAAGCUUGAGGGUGUUUCAGUUUGAAGGUGUUUCAGUUUGAAGGUGUUUAAGCUUAAAAGAGAUUUUGGUAGAUCAAGUUUGUGCUGUUCACGUGUUACGAAAGGUGAUAGGAAUUAUCAGACAUCCGUUGGAUCUCUUUCGUUCAGCUCUAACAGUUUGGUGCAUGCUUUGUUUCGUGUGUGGUGCCUGUGUGGGCUCUGAGGAUUCUGUAGAAACGGAUGCCUCUAGUUUGAGUUCCGGCGUCUCAUCUCUGGGAUUCCCCGGACACGAUGUGAGUAGACUUGAGAAGUGUGGACUAAAUGACGUUGUCUCUUGGCUCACUUCAUGCAUCGGUCGCUCAUUCAGCAUGACCAACGUGAGCAGAUUGCACCUCGGGGCUCUGUUGUGUACGUUCGAUGUUUGAGCCAGGAUGUGAGGCUUGUAGAUAGUGACAGGGAUCAACAAGCCAAGGAGGCAGGCCAUUUGAUCUACAGCAGUAUACGCAGUGACACUGAUAGCAGUGUUGUAACAUUACCAACCAAUAGCCAUCCAGCCAGAAUGCCUCCUCCUGUACCAGAGGUCAGAUCAGAGAGAUACUCACUGGGUCAAGGCCGGAUGUCAACUGUCAGGAGGACCUUCUGCCUUUUUGUGUUGUUUGACCUGAUACUGACCUUUAUAUUGUGGGUCAUUUAUACACAGCUGAUUGGACUGGAUGGCUACAAGGCCUUUGAUGAUCAAGUAUUACAUUAUGAUUUUAAGUUCUCCCUUUUUGACUCAGUGAUGUUGGCUGUGUAUAGAUUUACUCUCUUGUUAUUGGCCUAUGCUUUAUUUAAGCUACAGCAUUGGUGGGUGAUAGCUAUAACUACAGCCACCACGUGUGCAGUACUAAUAGCCAAAAUUUUUGUAUUUGAUUUUCAAGGUUCUAAAACCAACAAUAAUCCUUUGAGCUAUUGCCUGAUUAUAAUUUCUUUUGUUCUGGCUUGGGCUGAAACAUGGUUUUUGGACUUUAAAGUCCUCCCUCAAGAACAGAAGGCUUUAGAUAGGCUUCGUCUAUCAAGUGCACCAAACUAUGGAUCUAUUUAUAUUCCUGUCCAAGCAAGUGGUCUCCGUCCUGAUGACAUGCAAUCUCUCAUCACUGAAGACAACCAGUUCUACUCACCUGUUGAAUCACCUGCAGAUUCUGAUGCUGAGGAAGAGCCACAGGGAGUGACCAAAGGGGACAGGACUUCUGAGUACCUGAGUGCCCAGUCUUCCAAACAACCAACCAGACAGGCAAGCGCUGUGUCCAUAAACUCUCAAACUAUUGAGGAGAGUGAGUACAUGAAGCUAGCCAAACAUUCCUGGGAGGUGCUGUGGACUUAUCUGAACAGCCCAGAGUCAGACUGGACAGUAGAGACUGGUGUUGAUGAGAUGACAGGAGUUGUACACAGCAAGAGGGUGAAAGGAGUGGGCAAAGUGUUUAGAUUGAAGGGUAUUGUAGACCUGCCAUUCAAACAGUUAUACGAGGAGUUGACAUUCAAACCAGAGCAACAGCCAAGGUGGAACAAAGCUCUUAAAGAAAGUAGGGUCCUUCAAGUUGUGGAUGACCACACAGAUGUACUGUACAAUAUUGCUGCAGAGAUUGCAGGCGGAGUCAUCACCAGCAGGGAUUUUGUCAGUUUGAGGUCGUGGGGUCAGCGUGAUGGUAUCUAUCUAGGUGCUGGCAUGGCAGUCACCCAUCCAGACAUGCCGCCUCAAAAGAGCUAUGUUAGGGGUACAAAUGGAGUUGGUGGCUGGGUAUAUAAAAGUUACCAAGGAGACCCCAAGAAAACAUUAUUUUUCUGGUUUAUGAACACAGAUAUAAAAGGCUGGUUUCCUCAAGCAUUGAUUGAUGCCAACAUGGCCAAAGUGUUAAUGGAUUUCUUAAAUGACCUGCGAGCCCAUGUGAAAGAUAUGUCACCAAGCUCCUAGCCGUCAGCCUGUGUGUGUGUGUGUGAUAGCUAUUUUAAAAUUAUUCAACUAUUUAUUUGAAGGACUUGUUGACUGACUCUGUGAUGUUCUUUGACACUUCUUCCCUUAAGGGAAAUAACUGCACAUCUUCAGCAUCAGAACUAAGGGUUGGUACUGAAAACUUGGCUGUAAUACAAAAACUGUAAAGUGCUCAACUAAAAAAAAUAUUUUCCUGAGAUAGAUUUUCAUCAAUAACACAUAUGAAGGCAGCACUUUUUUUUUUCAGGGGCUUUCAAUAAAAUGAGGUAAUUAGUAGGAACUCUUCUGAGCAAUGAAUUGUUUUUCCACACUUCUAUAAUGUGGUUGCUUAGCUACCCUUUAGUAUAUCCAAAAUAUCAUUCUUAUAUGUGAUAGGACACAUUAAUUAUGUUACAGUACAUUUCUAAGACAUCUUUCACAAAGGUUAUUAUUUUUUUCUCGUUAUUUAACUUCAUCUGUAGCUCUCUAAGCAAGCUUUUCUUAUGGGAUCAACCAUUCUUUUAUUGAGAUGUUUCUCUGUGGUAAAUACAUAUCUCUCUUUUUUAGGGUCCUGCACCAAAGGGUUAAUUUAGUUUCCCAUACAUGGUUGUGUACUAAUUGCAAUUAGUAAACCAAUAAUUAUUCAUCUAAUGAAUACUUUGCCCACAAUUUCUAUGCCGAAUACUUUUUCUUUUAAGGAAACAUAGACUGUUUUUAUUUGGAGCAUAUGUUGACAUUUUAUUGCUUAAUUAGAACAAUAUUAAAGAUAUAUGUACCCUAUACUUAAGGUUAUAGCUACUGGAUACAUUAUUUGCUCAUUAAAAUAUGAUGUUAACAUCACAGCACAUCAAACAGAAUGAGCCUAAUCCUUAUAAGGAGAGUUUCUUUUAGAUUUAUUUGCGUUUUUUUCUGUAUUGUUUUUGAGCAUCUACAAAAUAAAAUGCAGUUAUUUACCAUAUAAUUAUUUAUGUUUAUCAUCAGGUCCUUAGUUAGACUAAGUGUCCGCCAGCAUAAGUUCCAUCUUCACUGUG